AUGGAGGAGCUCCGGGCGUGGCGGGGCCGCAUCGCGGCCGAGCUGGACGCGGCCGUGGCGUUCUGGGAGCGGCACUCGCACGACCCCGAGCACGGCUGGGCCGGGGCCGUGUGGGGCUGGGCCCGGGGGGCCCCCAUGGAAUUGGGGCGCCCCCGGUUUUCGGGGACCCCCCCCCAGCAGGCGCUGGCCCAGGCCCUGAUGGUGCUGAAGGUGGGGCUGCAGCUCUGGGGGGACCCCCGGAGGGACCCCCAAAAUCAGCCCGACCCCGAGGCCGAGGCCAUGGCGGAGUGGGGGGCGCGGCACGUCCUGAUGCACCUGCAGGCCUGGGCCCGGCGCUGGGCCGGGGCCGUGUGGGGCUGGGCCCGGGGGGCCCCCAUGGAAUUGGGGCGCCCCCGGUUUUCGGGGACCCCCCCCCAGCAGGCGCUGGCCCAGGCCCUGAUGGUGCUGAAGGUGGGGCUGCAGCUCUGGGGGGACCCCCGGAGGGACCCCCAAAAUCAGCCCGACCCCGAGGCCGAGGCCAUGGCGGAGUGGGGGGCGCGGCACGUCCUGAUGCACCUGCAGCGGGGGGACUCGGUGGUGCUGGAGAACGUCAGCCCCGAGGGGGAGGAGCUGCCGGGGAGCCUCGGGCGCCUCAUGAACCCCGGCCACGCCCUGGAGGCCGCCUGGCUGCUGCUGGAGUUUUCGGGGCGCCGGGGGGACGCGGAUUUGGGGGCCAGGGCGGUGGCAGCGCUGGUGGAGGGACCCCUGAAAUGGGGCUGGGACCCCCAGCACGGGGGGCUCUUCUAUUUCCUGGAUGCUGACGGGCACUGCCCCACCCAGGUAACCCCAAAAUCCACCUGGGACCCCAAAAUUCACAUGGGAAGCCCAAAAUUCACCUCACAAAUUCAGAAAAAAACCACUCAAGUGCUUCAAAAUGGCACCCAGGGAUUCCGUGACCCCGAGCACGGGGAGUGGUUCGGGUACCUGAACCGCGACGGCUCCGUGGCUCUCUCCAUCAAGGGGGGACCCUACAAAGGCUGUUUCCACGUGGCGCGGGCGCUGCUGAUGUGCGAGGAGAUGCUGGACGACAUCCUGGAAGGGGAGAAGCCUCCACAAUAAAUUUGGGAUUUGGGAACCCCCUAAAAAAAUUCGGGAACCCCCCAAAAAAUCAGGAAUUUCCCUGAAUGAAACUGAGAUUAACUCCCGAUAAUCCUGAUAAAAGUGGAGAGAGAAAAAAUUCAAAUAAAGGGAAAAAUAGACAAUAAUA
Molecule: messenger RNA, 1246 nt
Organism: Lonchura striata (white-rumped munia)
Lineage: Eukaryota; Metazoa; Chordata; Aves; Passeriformes; Estrildidae
Source: RefSeq, a predicted model, not a curated record